Messenger RNA from Colletotrichum navitas, 2286 nucleotides. RefSeq names its product ATP-dependent metallopeptidase HflB. Lineage: Eukaryota; Fungi; Ascomycota; Sordariomycetes; Glomerellales; Glomerellaceae. Gene Ontology annotation, cellular component: mitochondrial inner membrane. The transcript is spliced from 2 exons. The record is from RefSeq and is a predicted model, not a curated record. Gene Ontology annotation, biological process: mitochondrion organization; protein quality control for misfolded or incompletely synthesized proteins. Bases 1 to 2286 code for a protein of 761 amino acids. Gene Ontology annotation, molecular function: ATP-dependent peptidase activity; ATP hydrolysis activity; metalloendopeptidase activity.
AUGGCCUUACGCCCAGCUGCGCUGGCGCUGAGCGCGGCCAGCCCGCUGCUCCUCCGGCGUGCGGUGAUGCAGCCCGCGACGAUGCAGUCUGUAUUCCGCCUUGCGACGGCUUCCGCUCUGUCCGCUCGCCCGGUGGUCCCCUUCACGAGAACUCCCGGUCUGGGACUCGCCCUUCAGCAACACCAGCAACGCCUCUUCGGAACGAACCAACCCAUCUCGCGCAACCUCCUCGCCAGCCGGGAGGCCGCGGCCAACAGGAACCCCGGCAGCGCCACCGCGCAGAACGCAUUCUACCAGCUCCUCCUCAAGGCCAACAUGCCCGCCAUCGUCAUCGAGCGCUACAACUCGGGCCGAUUCGCGAGGAACGAGGCGGUGGACCAGGCAUACGCGCAGGCGAUCGGAAUGCAGAGCACGGCGGCCGUCGGGGGCCACGACCACCUGCCCUCCGCCUUUGGCAACGUCGGCGCCGUCGGCGGCCAAGAGCCGGGCCAGCAAUCCCCCGCGGGCAACCUGUCCCCGGCUCAGCUGCAGGCUGUGGGUCAGGCGCUUGCUGCGAGGUCGCGCGAUUCGAACAUGGCCACUUCCGUUCAAGGCAAUGGGCAGACCGGCCCGCUCCACGUCGUCGUCGAUGAGCCGUUUGGUGGCGUCGUCUUCCGCUGGGUCAAGUUCAUCCUUUGGUUCUGUCUCUUUACGUAUAUCAGCUUGAUUCUCGUCACGUUGCUGAUCGAGACUCUCCAACUCUUCAGGCGGCCCGGCGGCAAGGUCGACAGCGAGGCCAAGGCGGAGAACCAAACCACGCGAUUUGCGGACGUGCACGGCGCCGACGAGGCCAAGGACGAGCUCCAGGAGCUGGUGGACUUUUUGCGCAACCCGGACAAGUUCUCUACGCUCGGCGGAAAGCUCCCCAAGGGUAUCCUCAUGGUCGGCCCCCCCGGUACCGGCAAAACCCUGCUGGCCCGCGCCGUCGCGGGCGAGGCUGGCGUUCCCUUCUUCUACAUGUCUGGCAGCGAGUUCGACGAGGUCUACGUCGGCGUUGGUGCCAAGCGCGUCCGCGAUCUCUUUGCGUCGGCCAAGUCCAAGUCUCCCGCCAUCAUCUUCAUCGACGAGCUCGACGCCAUCGGUGGACGCCGUAACACCAGGGAUGCCGCCUACCACAAGCAGACGCUCAACCAGCUGUUGACCGAGUUGGACGGUUUCGAGCAGAACAGCGGCGUUGUCAUCAUCGCGGCGACCAACUUCCCGGAACUUCUCGACAAGGCUCUCACCCGACCCGGACGUUUCGACCGCCACGUCACCGUUCCCCUGCCCGACGUCCGCGGCCGCAUCGAAAUCCUCAAGUACCACGCCAAGAAGGUCAAGGCUGCCCCUGAGAUCAACUUCGAGGCCAUUGCCGCCAGCACCGGAGGUCUCUCUGGCGCCGAGCUCGAGAACAUUGUCAACCAGGCUGCCGUUCGCGCCAGCAGACUCAAGGCUGCCGCCGUCAGCAUGGCGGACUUCGAGUGGGCCAAGGACAAGGUCAUCAUGGGUGCCGAGCGCAAGAACAUGGUCAUUGGCGAGACGGAGAAGGAGAUGACGGCUUACCACGAGGCCGGCCACGCUCUCGUGUCCUUCUACCACGAGAGCGGCCCCAACAAGCUCUACAAGGUUACCAUUCUCCCCCGAGGCCAAAGUCUCGGACACACGGCCCACCUUCCCGAGAUGGACAAGUACUCUUACACGACUAGAGAUCUCAAGAGUUUGAUCGAGACUUCUCUGGGCGGAAAGCUCGCCGAAGAGAUCGUCUAUGGCACCGACAAGGUGACGACGGGUGUCUCGAGUGACCUCAAGAACGCCACCAGUCUCGCCUACCAGAUGGUCGCUCUCUACGGCAUGUCUGCCAAGCUUGGCCCUGUAGAGUACGGCGAGCGCUACGACAAGCUCAGCGGGGAGACCAAGGCCCUAAUCGAGUCGGAGGUGCAGCGCACUCUGACCGAGUCGUACGAGAAGGUCCGCGUGCUGCUCACGAAUAAGCGCAAGGAGCUUGAUCUCCUCGCCAAGGCACUUGUAGAGUACGAGACCUUGGACAAGAACGAGGUGGAGAAGGUGAUCCGCGGCGAGAAGCUUCCUGGCCGUAAGCCCAUCCCCAAGGGCCCGAUGAAGGUGCCUGCGAGCGCCGCCGUCAACAUCGGCCAGAAGUUCCCCCCGUCCCCUGAAGCGGGCGAAGGCUCAGCCGUGCCUCCUCCCUCGCCGCCGCCGCCAUCUGCGUCUGCGGGGGGCAUCGCUCCUGGGUCGGACCGGAAAUCAUGA